GGCCCAAAGGAAACAUGGCGCAGAGCUCAUCUCAUAUAGCAGUGAUAUAUUUUAUGUCAACGUACUAUUUUAGCAUUUUAUCUUUGUCUUUUUUAAUCACUUUUGGACCACUCAAAUCAGUAAAGAGCGAUGAUGUGUUCAGUGCAAGCCACACAGCCACAGUGUCCAUUUCUGCCGCUAGAGAUCUGCGGUACCUUUUGUAUGACGUGAACCCUCCAGAGGGUUUCAAUUUGCGGAGAGAUGUCUAUAUUCGGAUGGCCUCUCUGGUAAAGACUUUGAGGAAAGAAGGGGAUGACUGGGUAUUGGUUGUUCCACCAUGGGGUCGCCUCUACCACUGGCAAAGUCCCAAAAUCGACCAGAUCCGCAUCCCAUGGGGAGAGUUCUUCAGUCUCACUAGCCUGCAGGCCAAUGUGCCUGUCAUUGAGUAUGAAGAAUUCAUUGCAGAGAACGGGGGCCCGUUUAUAGACCAGGUCCUGGUACUGCAGAACUAUGCUGAGGGAUGGACUGAUGGUAAAUGGGAGGAAAAAGUUGAUGAACGGCCAUGCAUUGAGAAGUUGAUGUACUCCAAAGAUAAACAGGGCUACUACAGGGGCUGGUUUUGGGGUUACGAUGAGACAAGAGCCCAUAAUGUAACAUGUGUAUCAGCUCAAGGCCAUGCCUCAAUCAUGGCACCGGUUCUUCAGAGCAACAUCACAGCAACAUCAGUCAUGCUUGAUCGAGCAGAGACACUCCUGCAUGAUGUCUAUGCGGGAAAGGAUUACUGGGAUACUCGUCGCAGCAUGGUCUUUGCAAAGCACCUACGACUCAUAGGAGACGGAUUCAGAGGAAAGUACCUGAACUCUACAGAUGGCGGAGACAGUACGAUAUACAGUGAGGACUGGACCCGCAUGAAGGCUAAGCCUGGCUCAGCCAAAGGGGGUCCAUAUCUUGCGGUCCAUCUGCGCAGAAAGGACUUUAUCUGGGGUCACAGGGAGGAUGUACCCAGCCUGAAGGGGUCAGUCAAAACAAUUCGCAGCUUGAUGAAGAAACACAAACUUGACAAAGUGUUUGUUGCGACAGAUGCAGACGGCGAAGAAUUGAGGGAGCUGAAAAGGUUGUUGCCAGACAUGGUGCGGUUUGAGCCAUCCAAAGACGACCUGGAGCUCCUUAAAGAUGGAGGAGUGGCCAUCAUUGAUCAGUGGAUAUGUGCCCAUGCAAGAUUCUUUAUAGGAACAUCAGUGUCCACCUUCUCUUUCCGCAUCCACGAAGAGAGAGAAAUCCUGGGUUUUGACCCAAAAACUACAUACAACCGUUUCUGUGGAGAUACUGAGAAGGAAUGUGAACAGCCAACACACUGGAAAAUUGUCUACUAAUGUGACCUCAAACCUCUCUAAGACGCAAGUGCCAUGGCAGUGUUAACCCAUUUAUCUUUUUCUACGGAUACAAGAUAUUUAAACUGUUAUUUUUCUUUCUUUUCUUUUUUAUUCUUCCUGUUCACAGUGUUGUGCAAUCAAGUGGCCCCUGAACUUUAUGCCCAGAAAUGCAGACUGGGCUGCCAAAAAAUGUAUUUCAUUUAUGUUCAACAAUUAAAUCUGCAUAUAUUUUUACGUUUGAUGUUCAGCGUGGAUUAUUUCUUUUAUAAGAACCUUUUAUUUUUUUUUUAAAUAUGUCAUAUUUAUUUGCAGUCAAAGCAGAAGUUGUAAAGAAGAACGCUGAUAAUUACUCUGCAUUGUGUGUUUAGUUGUAUUUUCAGUUUACAUUUCAUGAUAUUUAUAACAUGUUUAUUGCUUGAGCAACAAAGUAUUCCUUGAAAUUUUAAGAUAAAAACAAUACAAGUUAAUGAUGAAUUUAAUGUAAGCCAUUCUUAAUUGGAGGAAGCGUCUUAGUUUUCAUGUAAUCCACUCAAAUUGCAUUUACAUUGUCUUCUUGCUUAUAUGAGUCAAGUGAAAUACAUUUUUAUCUGAGACUCAAGAUCCAAUUUCUGCGAUUAAGAUAUGACACAAGGCACCACAUCACAUCGUUGCUGAUAUCAGAGUUUUUCUACUUUGUACUGUAUAUAACAUGAACAAUCAUUGUAAUGUUAAAUAUGUUUAGCUUUGUAUUUAUAAACCUUGCUUGUAUUUUUUGUUAUUAUUAUUACUAAAAAAAUUACUAAAACAGAGGUUUAACUGAUCAAACCUGUUUGCCGUGGACAGGGAAUAGUCCACAUUCCUGGCCCUCGCCCCAGUCUGAAAACAAUGGAGUGUAUAAUGUCUAGUUUCAUUUUAUUUCGCACUAUUUUUUCCAGUGGAUUUUAAACAUGAAGAAAAAUUCUAAGUGAAAGUGAUGUCUUUUUUAAAAUAUUUUUUUAAUAUAGUGUCUAUUUCAGUGACUCUGUUGGUGGCAACCAGAGAAUAAGAUGUAAAGCUCCUGCUUACACUUCCCAGCCAAUCAAAACUGAAAGAUGUUUAAAUACUUCAAUAGGUUUUCCAUUGUGUGUCAUUUAUAUAGCGACUCUUGCGUGUAGCGGCAGUUGUGUUGAGCAUGCAUCAAGUCAGACAGAGAAGAGUAUGCUCAGGGACCUUGAACUUCACCAGCCCAAGGAAUGAUCCUUGUGUUUACACUGCAUCUUGCUUCACUGUAUUUGUGAGUCUUUUUCCGCAUGCUUUCAUCAAACAGGAAAACCAGUAUGGCUACCCUUAUGAUGGACGUCUGGCUGUUUCACAAUGCAGCCGUGUCAAAUGUCACCCAUAGUCAUCUGUGGCCCAACCCUAGAGCUUUUCAUACUUCAUUGUUUUCAAUUAUUCUUUUGCAUAAUUCUGGUAAUGGAAAGAAUGUGUUUUUAGUACUGGUGACAUAACAGCAGUUUGUGCUCUAACAGGAGGUUUAUAUACCACGGCAAGAAAAAAUAUGUGAACUGAACUGAACUGAUCAAAUUUUUAUUUAGAUCACAUCAGCAUCUGCUGAUAUGAACCGUGCUUCAGAAAGAGGAGAUCUGAAGGCAAUUUUUUUAUUUAACAAUAGUUGAUAAACAUCUGCAUGAAGCUGGAAUCUCAAGUUAAGAUGUGAAGGUCCAGAAAUAAACCACAUAAAGACUGUGUUGUACUGAAGAAGCUGGGUGCGACGCCCAGGCAAGAUGAGUCUGCACAACCCAGGAUCCUCACUGACGUAAACAAGAACCCACCAGUAACAGUAAAGGCUGAAAAACCUGACUGAGACUGGAAAACAUUUCUGUUUGUGGCAGACACCAUUUUUGCAAAAUAAUACAAAGCCAAUAAAAAAAACCAGCAAUUGUUUGGUAAAGGAAAGCAUUGCACCAAGGUACUGCAGCUUAAUGUAUGACAUGGUUUUUUUUUUGUGUUAUAUUUGCAUUUCUUUGAUUUAUUUUUACAUUUUCUCUACUUUCUUUGUCCAAAUCUCAAAACUUUUGCUGCUAUAAACUGUGCAUUUCUUUAUCAUGGGACUAAUAAAGAAAUUAUUAUUCUAAA
Messenger RNA from Cololabis saira (Pacific saury), 3446 nucleotides. RefSeq names its product protein O-fucosyltransferase 2 (gene pofut2). Gene Ontology annotation, molecular function: peptide-O-fucosyltransferase activity. The record is from RefSeq and is a predicted model, not a curated record. NCBI's taxonomy places the organism in Eukaryota, Metazoa, Chordata, Actinopteri, Beloniformes, Belonidae. The transcript has 9 exons. Bases 15 to 1352 code for a protein of 445 amino acids. Gene Ontology annotation, biological process: protein O-linked glycosylation via fucose.